AUGGGAGCGCAGAACGGAAAACAGGUCCGGAAUUUCGAGAAUUUGAGCCAGAGCGACGCGCGUCGAGUUGAGGAGACUUUCAAAAAUCAUGGAGCACAAAAAGGGAAAUUGGAUUUGCAUCAUUUUCAGCGAGCGUUUCCGUCGCUCGGCGCGUUCUCCGAAUUGCUCUUCGAGCGCAUCUCCGAUGAGCACGAUCGAAUUCAUUGUGCCGAUCUGCUGCAAGUGUGCAAUGACGCCUACGGAAGCUAUGACGAGCAGGCGCAGAAUUUGAUCAAAGUUUUCGGCGACGAGUUCGCACAGAUUGCUCGACGCGUCGCCGACUUCUACUGCGCCGCCCAUCAUUUGGCGUCGUCGGAAUCGUCGAAACUCGCCGAACACUUUGAGCACACCAAUCGCUAUCCGCUGGAUCGUCUGGAUAAGUAUCUCGUCGCGGCGCCGCUGUUCGCGAAAUUGUCGAAAUGCGCGUUCUCGCGCAUUUUGGCCGUCGACGAGCCGCCGCGCAUUUUGCCGAAAUUGGCCGGCGAAACGCGUCUAAUGUCGAAAGCCGACCUAAUGGUCCUCAACGCGCAAAUGAUGAUGGACCAGCAAAAUCGUUGGCAAUUGCUAUUCGCAAGCGCUUUGAUGGGCUCAUCAUUCGCGCAAAUGGUCAAACGAAUUAAUCGCGAGGGUCCCUGCAUUGUAGUGAUCCAAUCGAAAUCGGACCACGUUUUUGGGUUCUACGCCUCCGACGGUUUCCAGUCGGGACCAUUGUAUCAUGGCAACGAGACAUGCUUCCUAUUUGAGCUCGAUCGCCAUAUACGAAUAUUCAAUAGCACCGGACGCGUCGACAAGUACGCGUAUCUCAAUUUUCAGCAGCAAAGUAUGCCCAACGGAAUGGGAAUCGGCGGCGCUGGCGACGUGUGGCCGUUGUUCAUCCGCGAGGACUACGGCACCGGCAUCUGUCAGAACGGUUCGGUGGCGUUCGACGCGUGUUUCGUCGCCAAAGAAAAAGAAUUUGCGAUCAAAAAUAUGGAAGUGUGGCGCAUCGGCGAGAAACCGGUAAUCAUCGGCGCCGAUGGCGAAGUUGUGAAAUCCGAAAAAUCCAUCAUCGACAAGGACCCGGAAGCUCGCGCGAUUCUUGAAAUGUCGGGCAAGAAAAUGCAUUCCGAGGCGUAUCGCGAACCGGCGCCGCUGCUUGACGAUGAAGACGAGUUCCAGAAAUAA
This is a messenger RNA of Caenorhabditis bovis, 1203 nucleotides long. Lineage: Eukaryota; Metazoa; Nematoda; Chromadorea; Rhabditida; Rhabditidae. The record is from the annotation of a GenBank genome assembly.